AUGUCUAUGGUCGAGGAAGCAAGAGAUCAUUUCUCUCCAGACUAUUUAGUAGCCGCCCUGGAACUCUCUCAAGCGGCAGCGUGUUUCCAAUCAGCUUCCUUGAACGACCAAGCAGCCAAAGCAUGGCUGAAGGCAGCAGAACUUAGGAAGACUAACCUCCGAGAUUUCCAAGGAGCUGCUCGUAACUUCGAGUCGGCUGGGCAGCUGAUGCACAACCCUGAACAUUACAAAUCGGCUGCUGAUUCUUACUUGGCAGCUGGGAAGGCCGACCAAGCUGCUCGUGCCUGGACUAGGGUAGCGGGGAUACUAGCGAAGACGGAUCCUGAAGGGGCCACUGAUGCGUAUAGAAAAGUGGUGGACAUCUAUAGGGCCGACGGAGAUGUCAAGCAUGGAGGAAAUGCCUAUGCAUUGGAAGCAUUGCGGGUAUACCAGGACUGGUUAUUGUCACGGCAUGAACUCGAGAAGUGGCUGGAAGCAUCGAAGGAGAGCAGUACACUCCUUGAAGCUGCAGGGCUCUACGCAUCAACCCAUAAGGAGCUGCUAGCUCGAGUGAAUGGAUUUCUAGCCUCUGAGGAGAUGGCUGCUGGUGAGGGUAUGGUCAUCGCCUACCGUAACAAUGACGCUGAGGCUCUACAGGAUGCUGUGAAUAAAAACUGUGUCAAGUUUUUGCCUAUCGAGAUAGUCAAGAUAGCGAAGUCGUUGAAGGUCGCUGAGCUCCCAUCCCCGUCUCCGUCACCUGGGGGGAACCCAGGUCCAGAGAACGAUGCUACAGAUGCCGCUGAACCUACUCCAGAGGGACUUGGUGCGUUAUUACUCUAA
Molecule: messenger RNA, 819 nt
Organism: Perkinsus marinus ATCC 50983
Lineage: Eukaryota; Perkinsozoa; Perkinsida; Perkinsidae
Product: gamma-soluble nsf attachment protein, putative
Exons: 7
Coding region: 1-819 (272 amino acids)
Biological process (GO): intracellular protein transport
Cellular component (GO): vacuolar membrane; SNARE complex
Molecular function (GO): soluble NSF attachment protein activity; syntaxin binding
Source: RefSeq, a predicted model, not a curated record